AACUGCGAAGGCACAAAUUCGACGUCGAAGACGAACAAGAAAAUGCUCCCACUCUGGAUGGCAACGCAUCCUGAAUACCUGCAGAAUCUGCGGACUCGUCGAGUGUAUCCACUCACUCUCGGUGCUCGGAACAGGAAGAAAUUCUUGCCUGUCCUGUCGCACAGCUAGCUACUUCAUUUCAUGUAGGGCUGUGGCAGGGAGUGCGUAGGUUUCAUGGUGUGUUGUGUAGUGUUGUGGUAGUGGUGGUGGAAUUGCGGAAGUGUUGUUGGAAUUGAGAGCGUGGAGGCGUGGAAGAGAAGAAAAGAGAGCUGAAGCGGCUCGCUAGGAGUCCCCCCCCUUCUUUUUUUUGUUUUCGUUUGUGUUGGUUUAGAGAUGGUAGCAGUGAUGGUGAUGAGCUCGAUGGGAGUGGCAUCUCGGUCUUCUUCAUCUUUGGUUGUAGAUGCUGCUGCUGGUAGUGCUUCGUCUCCCUUGUCUGACUCGUGCGGGUCCUCGCGGUGCUGUUCGAAGUUGCGGUUCCCUGCGACGACGCCUGGAACGCUGACCUCCCGUGCUGCGCUCAGCAGCAGAGUUCGGGAGUUGUCGUCUAUGGUGCUGCGGGGCGGCAAGGAAGUGGUUGCUUGGCCGAGGGUGAGCUCGGCGAUGGUGAGCUCGACUGUGGACUUGGAUGCGCGGCGGCCGGAGGUUGAGGCUUCAAUCGACGAAGCUUUGGGCAAUUGCAUUACUGAGAGCUUUCUGAACGACGCAAUUCCUUCGCUUGGACCAAAGAUUCGCGGCAAAGUCAGAGAUAUUUACGACGCCGGGGAUUAUAUGGUGCUAGUGACCACUGAUAGACAAAGUGCAUUCGACCGCAUUCUCGCCUCUGUUCCUUUCAAGGGCCAGGUGUUGAAUCAGACAAGCAUCUGGUGGUUUAACAAUACCAAGCACAUUACUGACAAUGCGAUUGUCAGCGCUCCAGACCCGAAUGUCACUAUUGCUAAGAAGUGUACGGUUUUUCCGGUCGAAUUUGUAGUAAGAGGAUUUGUGACUGGUAGCACAAGCACUUCACUAUGGACAGUUUACAACCAGGGUGUCCGCAAUUACUGUGGCAACGAGCUUAAAGAAGGAAUGAAGAAGAAUGAGAAGUUGGAAGCUAAUAUAUUGACUCCUACCACUAAGGCUGCUGACCACGACCUUCCUAUCUCUGGAGAUGAGAUAGCAGAGCAAGGAUUGAUGUCUAGAGAAGACUAUGAGGAGGUCAAAAGUAGAGCUCUUGCACUUUUCAAGUUUGGCCAGGAGGUGGCUCGGAAGCAUGGGUUGUUGUUGGUAGAUACUAAAUACGAAUUUGGCAAGACAAGUGAUGGGACCAUUGUUCUCAUUGAUGAGGUUCACACUCCAGAUUCUAGUCGUUACUGGAUAGCAGCCUCUUACGAAGAAAGGCAGCGGCAAGGACUAGAGCCUGAAAACAUCGACAAGGAGUUCUUGCGCCUGUGGUUCAAGAGUCAGUGCGAUCCUUAUACUGCUGAGGUAUUGCCUGAGGCACCCAAGGAAUUGGUGUCAGAGCUUUCUUGGAGGUACAUAGUGUUGUAUGAAACCAUUACUGGAACUAAAUUUGUGCUGCCUGACGUAAAGGAAAACCUGCACGACCGUAUUAUACGAAAUGUGCAAGAUGCUCUCAGCCUUUUGUUGUAGUGAUGUCAUUAAAAUGGGUAAUUUUUUUCGCGUGCUAUUGGUACACACUUUGGAUGAGCUAAUGCAGUUACAGGAUAUAGCAAAUAGCACCGACUGACGUAAAUUGAAGAGGGAUAAUUGAAGUGCCUGGUGAAGUCAAUCCCAUGAACAACUUCAUGCAAAGCUAGUGGUACUAAAUUAGUCGGGACGGUCUCAUCAUCUUGAGUUCAACAAUUGAUUACCUCCUGUGAAGAGUAGCUGGUUGUUGGACUCGGUAUGAUAGCGGUCUUCAGUGAGUGUUGAGAAAGGCGUCGCACCUUCUCCGGUGCAACGCGCUUGCUAGGAGUCAACUUUUGCCCUAUCGUCCUCCAGUUUUUUUGCCAGUCCCGAACCCAUUUGAAUAAUUGUUAAUCAAUUGUAAAUUGUGGUCCUCAAAAUGGUUGCAUUCUCAACAUCAGCAUGUUAUAAAUUAGAAUAUUGCGGGUGCCGAUGUAAUGUUUAGGAAAGACGCGGUUUGAUAGAACCUCCUGUUUCCUUGCAGCACUGGAUGCCCUGUAUAGA
Physcomitrium patens is the source of this 2208-nucleotide messenger RNA. RefSeq names its product phosphoribosylaminoimidazole-succinocarboxamide synthase, chloroplastic. The record is from RefSeq and is a predicted model, not a curated record. Gene Ontology annotation, molecular function: phosphoribosylaminoimidazolesuccinocarboxamide synthase activity. Lineage: Eukaryota; Viridiplantae; Streptophyta; Bryopsida; Funariales; Funariaceae. Gene Ontology annotation, cellular component: chloroplast stroma; cytoplasm. Gene Ontology annotation, biological process: 'de novo' IMP biosynthetic process.